CCUUAUUAUCGCGCAAGUUUUUUUUCCAAAUUGACUUAUUGGUGGUUAAAUCCAUUAGUUCAGCUAGCUAGAAAAAGAAAGUUAAACUUUGAUGAUAUUUGGCAAGUUCCUUAUUCUGAUGCUUUUCAAGCAAACAAUGAAAUCUUUCAAAAAUUAUGGAAACACGAGUUAAAAGUCCAUGGUAGACAGAAAGCUUCUAUCGGGCGUGUCUUAGUUAAAGCUAUCAGAAAGCGUUUACUUUUUACCGUUCUUUUUUACUGUUUGGUUGUAGCCCUCCAGGUGACCAGUUCUUUAUUGGUUCAACAGUUAGUCAGUUAUUCAACAUCAACUUCUUCUUCUGUCCAAAUGGGUAUCAUAUUGGUAUUGAGUAUGUUCGCCUCUGAAGCUGUUAUAUCCAUGAUCUUACCAGUUUUCUGGUAUUAUAGUAUAAGAACAGGGAUCAAAAUUCGAUCUAUGGUCUUUGGAUUUGUCUUCAGUAAAAUAAUAAAAUUAAAGUCGGUCAAUUCUAGUUCCGUGGGUCAGUUGAUUAAUCUCUGCGCCAACGAUGCCCAGCGUAUCUUUGAAUCAGCUGCGAUGCUUGGAAUAUGCUUGGCUAUCCCAAUAACUAUGAUUUCAGUAUUUGCCGUCAUGAUUUACUUAAUUGGACCGGUUUCUCUGGUAGCAGCAUUAAUCUUUCUAAUUUUCUAUGGAGUUAUGGCAAUAAUGGCAAAAGCAAUCAAACAACUACGUAAAAAAUCAAUUGUAUCUACCGACCGCCGCGUUCGGCAAUUGAAUGAAAUGUUACGUUGCAUUAAAUUGAUCAAGCUCUUCGCCUGGGAGAAUCACUUUGAAGCUGUCCUAAAUAGGUUACGAAUGAAGGAAAGAGCUCAUCUUGAGAAAGUGUCUUAUAUCCAAAGUUUUAAUAUCUCCUAUCUGACUUUAGUGCCAACUAUAUCAUCUAUAGUCUUAUUUACAGUUAGUGCUUUAUCGGGCAUCAAUAUUGGCAUAGCAGAGGUAUAUACUUGUAUUGCGCUACUUAAUGUUUUGCGUAUUGUCAUAAGUAUAUUUCCUCUAAUGAUAAGACAAUGGAUGGAGUCCGUUGUGGCUGUAAAACGAAUGAAGGAACUGCUUUUAAUGGAAGAAGUAAAGCCAAGAAUGGAUAUACCGGUAGGAAUACAUAAUGCUAUUGCAAUGGAAAGAGCAUCAUUUAGCUGGAAAUUGGUAAACGAAAUGAUAACAAGACCAGCUGUAACUACUUCAAUUUUAAACUAUACAUUAGAUUUUUAUUUAGCCUUGCUAAAACAUACAGAAUUUAUCCUGAAGGAUAUUAAUUUAACCCUUAAGAAGGUAUCAUUAAUAAAGAUGAAAUUUGGCCAAUUAAUUGGUGUUUGUGGGCGCAUUGGCAGUGGAAAAUCAUCGCUAAUUUCUGCUAUUUUAGGAGAAAUGAAUCAGUUAUCAGGCAAUGUAGCAUUAGAAGAUUCAAUCGCCCUAGUAUCGCAACAAGCUUGGAUAUUCAAUGCUACAUUAAAGGAAAAUGUAGUUUUUGGUUCUGACUUCGAUAAAAAUAGAUAUUUGCAAGCUAUGACGUGUUGCGUAUUAAUGGAUGACUUAACUACACUACCUAACGGGGACGAAACUUUGAUUGGUGAUAGAGGCAUUAAUCUAAGUGGUGGCCAAAAGCAACGUGUUAGCCUAGCUAGAGCAGUUUACGCAGAGAAAGAAAUUUAUUUACUAGAUGAUCCUCUCAGCGCUGUUGAUGUGGAUGUUGGUAAACAUAUCUUCAAUUGGUGUAUUAGAGGCGUACUGAAAGGGAAAUCCAUUUUAUUUAUAACACACCAAUUGCAAUAUUUACGCUGGUGCGAUUCUGUUAUAAUGAUGCAAGACGGUCAAAUUGUCGCUCAUGAUAAUCACGAAGAUUUGCUAGCUAAUUCCAAAAAUGAUUGCCUCAAUGGCUGCAUAUUAUUUCAACUAUUAAAUUUAUCAACUCUUGAUGAAAAGGUAUAUAACGACUUUAUCAGCAAUUUAAAAGACGAGGAAGAAAAAAAUGCGAUUGAAGAUGCAAAGAAAAUCAAGACUACUAUUCCGCGCAACGAAACAGUACAGGUGAAUGAAAAUGAAGAAUCUAGCGCAGUUACAUGCAAAACGAUUUCAAGUUACUUUGAUGCCACUGGAGGAAAAUUCGUAGUUUUAUUAGUUAUCUUUGUUUAUGGAACUGGGGUAGCUAUGCGGGUAUUUUCAGACUGGUGGCUUUCACAGUGGAUCAGUAACGGCUUCGGUAACAAUGACAGUCAAACAAAUCAAAGCUUAGGCCUAUAUACAAACUCUAAUCAUUCAACAUUCUUUAAUACUAAUGCAACCAUUUAUGGGUCUUCUGCCUUGGCAAUAAUGCUAGCGUAUGCUAUACGUGCUUUUAUAAUCUCCAAAGUUACUCUUCGAGCUUCUUCUGAGUUAUGUGCAAAGGCAUUGUAUAAGAUUAUUAGAUGCCCUAUGAGUUUCUUCGAUACUACUCCUAGUGGUAGAAUCCUCAAUCGAUUUUCUAGAGAUAUUGAUGAAAUUGACACACAACUCCCGAUGUUUAUUGAUAAUGGGCUAUUGUUGAUAUUAACAAUACUAGCAUCGCUAAUAAUCAUAGUGGUAUCAUAUCCAUGGGCAAUUCUUGCAAUUAUCCCUUUGAUGAUAGCGAUAGGGUUAAUUGCUGUUAUAUUCAAUCAAGUUUUAAGAGAGUUGAAGAGACUUGAUAAUAUUAGCCGUUCUCCAGUUCUGUCACACUUAACGGCAACUGUUGAAGGGUUAUCAGUCAUCCAUGCUCAUAAUAAAUCUCAAGAAUACCUUGCAAAAUUUGAAAAGCUGCUAAAUAAGAACACAUCCUGUUUUAUGGCUUUCUGUUAUUUAAACCGGUGGUUUGCUCAACGAAUUAACUGGAUCGUGGUUGGUCUUGUGACUGUAUGCUCAGCUCUAGUGGUUAUCGAACGUGGUCUUACUUCUUCCGCUUAUUCGGGCCUCGCACUAGUAUACGUUUUGCAAAUAAAAGGUCUUCUACAGUUUUCAAUAAGAAAUAUUCUGCAAGUAAGCGCCAGGUUAACUGCUGUUGAACGAUUGCGAGAGUAUUCUAAGGAGUUGCCAAUAGAAAACCAACUUAAUAAUGAUUACCAAGUGAAGGUUUCUGUAGAUAAAAAGUGGGCAUUAGAUCAUGGCAAAAUUGAAUUCGCCGAUAUGCGAUAUCGUCCUGGUCUUCCUGUAGUAUUGAACCUCAGCUUUACGAUAAAUCCUGGUGAAAGAAUUGGAAUUGUAGGAAGGACCGGAAGUGGAAAAACUUCAAUAGGUACUUGCCUGUUUCGUCUUGUAGAAAUAUGUAGUGGUUCAAUUUUGAUUGAUAAUCGGGAUAUAAAAUCUAUAGAUAUUUACAGCCUGCGAUCUAAUAUGGCUAUGAUUCCACAAGAUCCAUAUUUAUUUGAAGGCACUGUCAGAAAAAAUCUUGAUCCACUUGAUUAUUACGAAGACGAAAAAUUAUGGGCUACUCUUGAAAAAGUACAGCUUAAAGAGAAGAUCGCCAAUGAGCCUGAUCAAUUACAGAAAAUUGUUCAAGCUAACGGAACAAACUUUUCAAUGGGAGAAAGACAACUGCUAUGUUUAGCUAGAGCUCUAUUAAAAGAAUCGAAGAUUUUAUUAUUAGAUGAAGCUACAGCAUAUAUGGAUACUAGAACGGAUGAGAUUAUGCAACAAAAUUUAAGGAAAGAAUUUAGUCACAGUACGGUACUAAUAAUAGCCCAUAGGCUUAAUACGAUUCAGUCGUGCGACAAAAUUAUGGUGCUGCAUGACGGAAAGAUUAUCGAAUUCGAUACUCCGUCUAAGUUAAUGGAAAAUCCCAGAUCGGUAUUCAAAGGAAUGGUUGCGAAAGGAGGAAUUGAUUACGCAUUCGAAUGA
Trichoplax adhaerens is the source of this 3903-nucleotide messenger RNA. RefSeq lists its product as uncharacterized. The record is from RefSeq and is a predicted model, not a curated record. The transcript is spliced from 36 exons. Gene Ontology annotation, molecular function: ABC-type transporter activity; ATP binding; ATP hydrolysis activity. The annotation marks the transcript as partial. Gene Ontology annotation, biological process: transmembrane transport. Gene Ontology annotation, cellular component: membrane. NCBI's taxonomy places the organism in Eukaryota, Metazoa, Placozoa, Uniplacotomia, Trichoplacea, Trichoplacidae.